AUGAUGAAGAUUCCCAAAAACCUGCCUCUAGGGCAGAUCCUGAUCUUGUCACUCUCUAGAUUUGCACAUCCAUUUGCGUACUCAGCGUCUCUACCUUAUAUCCCAAUGCUCAUGAGAUAUGUCGGUGUUCCUCCAGAGACGCUAGGCUUUUGGGUUGGUGCUGCUAUUUCCUGUUUUUCCAUCUGUCAAGUAGGAACUGCUAUAUUAUGGGGCCAUAUCUCCGAUCAUAUUGGUCGAAAGCCCGUAAUCAUGAUGUGUAGCAUGAUGAUUAUGGUUGGUGUCCUCAUGUUCGGGUUCUCAACACAGUUAUGGAUGGUCCUGUUAAGUAGGGCAAUCAUGGGGUUUAGUAGUGGAGAUUCUGGGGUUAUCAAAACGAGUCUAGGAGAGACGAUCAAAGACAAAAAACUCCAAACAGUCGCCUUUUCCAUUCUUCCACUUGGACUUAAUUCUGGGUGGGCAGUAGGUCCAAUUCUUGGUGGUCUCGCAGCAAACCCAUAUCAUGUUGAGCCUGGUAAGCCACAUGGUGAUAGGUUCUUGGAGAGAUACCCAUAUGCUCUUCCCAACCUCAUUGCCACGGGGUUCUUUUUCGUUAGUUUGUUUAUCGUAUUUUUCGGAUUCAGAGAAUCACUAGAAAGUAAAAGGGGGCAGUCGGAUUAUGGGAUUAUGUUAAGAGAAAGAUUUGUUGCAGUAACUAGUAGGUUCUACAAUAAAGUAAAGGGCAAAAGUGAUGAAGACGAAGAUAAGGAAGAAGACGAUUUGGAGACCGCUCCUCUUCUAUCAGACGAGAACUCUUUACCACCAGCUAUUCUCAAUGUCGCGGAAGUCAUCCCUCCAGUACCUGAAAAUCCACCAUCAGCGACAUGGAAGCAAGUCUUGGAUCGACAAACUGUCAUGUGCAUUCUUUCGUAUGGCUUCUUAUCCAUGCACUCAUCAUCAUAUGAUUCGCUCAUAUCCGUGUUCAUGCACUACGCAAAACAAGAUCCAUCCUCACCUCAAAUACAUCUUCCCUUCAAAUUCAAUGGUGGAUUUGGUUCCAAUACCACAGAAAUCGGUCUCAUGUUCACCAUCUUCGGAUUUUUCUGCAUGUUCAUUCCCCUAUUACUUGUCGGUAUCCUCAACCGAUAUUUUCCCGUCCUGCGCGUCUUCCAUUACUCGUGCAGCAUUGCGAUUCUACCCAUCUAUCUCGCUACUCCUUUCACAACCCUUCUCCCCAAGCCCGCAAACUUCAUCGUGCUUAGUAUUCUCUUUGCUCUGAAGGGAUGUAUAUGUGAUUUUGGAUUUAUCUCUGGUAGCAUACUUGUUGCGAGAUCAUGCAAGAUUGAUAACGGAAGGGGGAGAAUCAAUGGUUUACAGAGCAUGGUUAGCGCGAUGGCAAGAAUUGUAGGACCGCUUUGGGCGGGAAGUAUGUUGGACUUAGGAGCGAGAAUAGGAUAUAUAGGGAUGGGGUUUUGGGCAGGUCCGGCAUUGGCUGUAUUGCUGGCUUUGUUGCCUCUUUCGUUGAUGACGGAUGAUUGA
Molecule: messenger RNA, 1515 nt
Organism: Botrytis sinoallii
Lineage: Eukaryota; Fungi; Ascomycota; Leotiomycetes; Helotiales; Sclerotiniaceae
Exons: 4
Coding region: 1-1515 (504 amino acids)
Biological process (GO): transmembrane transport
Molecular function (GO): transmembrane transporter activity
Source: RefSeq, a predicted model, not a curated record